GCAUAACACUCGUUGUGUGCCUUUGGUGUCAGCUUGCAUCUACAGGCAGGAGAGAAGAGAGAGCCUGAGAAGAAAACCUGAAAAAGCACUCUAAGAUGUGUGACAGUGAAAAUCUCCAGUCAAAUGAAGUUAUGGACCCUGAAAUGGAGCAGGGGUCUGACAGCCCCAUAGAGAAGAAGGUGGAACCAGGGGAGGAAGUUUCCAACUCUCCCCCAGAGGAAAGCCUCAUUGCUGGGGAGAUGAUCCCUGAAGAAGCAGUGAGGGAACCAGAGAACAGGAAUGAGGGAGAGCUAAGCCAACAAACUGCACACAACCAUUCAAAUGAUCUUAAACCUCCCCUUGUUAGUUUACAAAAAGAUGUGGGUAUGAGUGGACACAGGCGAAUAGGAGGUCAUAAUCCAGUAAGCAGCAUUCACACGGCUUCAGCGGUUUUUCCAUCCUCAACCGCAAGUACAUCUUCUGGAUUUGUUCAGGUUUCUGGAAAACGAACAACGGUCCUCUCCAACGAGGCCAGGAAAGAGAUGCUAAAGCAGGCCAGAGCUGCGAAGGAUGAGCGCCGUGCCAUGCUAGAUGCCCGCCACAGAUACCUAAUUGUCAAGCUUGUGGACAGCGUGAGCCUGGGGGAGUCUGAUGUGGAGGAGGCCUUUAUAUCAGAUGACAAGUUCAAUCUAAUAGAGGAAUUCUUUCUGCCUAAUGGAUCAAAGAGGUUGCUAUUCUUUUAUCAAGAAGCUAAAGCGCCUUUAUCACACCACCCUAGCAGUGUAGACCCUCUCAGUUCAACCACUGGGCAGAAAAAGCUUUUUGUCACCACUGGAACUUCUGAGGCCUUGCUUGGAAAGUGUUUGUUUUUCUUAAGAACGACAGACAAGGCCAUAACAACUGCCAACGUGUCUCAGGAAGUGAAUUUUGGAAUGCUUGACUGCACUAAUGGUAACAUUUUGUACAGUUUGGAAAAUCUAUUCUCACAAAUUAUGCUGCCUGCUCUCCAGUCUCAAGAGAAUUGGGGCAGCAUGAAGGAUGGACUCCAGAAUUCUCAGAUACAGGACUUCUUGAGUUCAGUGGACAAGUUCAUUUGCAACCUCUCUUCUGCCCGAGUAAAUAUGGAAGGAAAGUUUCAACUGGACAAAGUGGACGCUGGGCAUAGCCUUAGCAGCCUGUUAGGACCAGCAGACUACACCACUGCAGCCAAUAACUCAGACCUGGUGCCGGAGCUGGAAGGGGUUCUCCUUCACUGGGCCCACCAGAUUGAACAGGUGCUGACAGAGGGCGAGCAAAUGAGGAAAGAGUCCGAUGAUAUAGGGCCCUCUGCUGAGUUGGAGCACUGGAAAAGCCGCAUGACCACUUUUAACAGUCUUAUGGAUGAGAUCAAACAGCCUUGUGUGAAGAAGGUAUUAGGAGUGCUGCAGGUGGCCAAGUCAAAGACCCUGAGGACUUGGAGAGAGCUGGAUGGAAACAUCACGGUUGUGGCAAAUGAAGCAAAAGACAAUGUGAAAUACCUCUACACACUGGAGAAGUUCUUUGGCCCACUUGGAAAGUGCACUCCGACGAGCAUGUUGGAACACAUCCCCAGCCUGAUGCACAGCAUUCGAAUGAUCCACAGCAUCUCACAGUACUACAACACCUCAGAGAGAAUGACCUCCCUCUUUGUCAAGGUCACCAACCAGAUGAUCACCACCUGCAAGGCCUACCUAUGCCAGGUCGUCGCCAAGGGCUGGGAUCAUGACAGAAACGAGCUGUUGAGAAGGAUCAAGGAGUGCACACAGCUCAACCAGGAGUAUCAGCUGUGCUUCCAAAGGGUGCGAGAGACGCUUCGUAACAACCCCAAUGACAGGCAGUUUGAGUUCAGUGAAAAUUACAUUUUUGGCAAAUUUGACACAUUCUGCAAGCGACUGGAGAAGAUUGCAGACAUGGCCUCAGUUUUGGAGGACCUUGCCUCUCUGCAGCACAUUAAAGUGGAGGGGAUUGAGAAGAUCUUUGUUCGCUAUCAGAACAUUGUGACCACCAUCAAGUCCAAAACCUACAAUGUGCUUGACCACCGUAAAUUAGAGUUUGACAGUGACUACACAGAGUUUAAGUUCCAGAUACAAGGCCUCUUCCUGUCUCUCCAGGCAUUGCUGACGGCCUGGUUUGAGCAGUCACUUACUACUGAGCGAAUGCUUGAUCUCCUCUCUAAGUUUGAGAAUGGAGUCAGUAAGCAGCUGGACCUCACAGAUAAAUACAUGGCUGUACUUCAGCGCUACAGUAGAGACCUGGAGGUCAUUAGGAAACUCUAUCAAAAACAGAAGGACAACCCUCCCAUUCCUCGCAACAUGCCUCCUGUUGCAGGGAAGAUAAUGUGGUCACGGCAACUAUUCAGGAAGAUUGAAUUACCAAUGUCUGUCCUGAAAAACAAAAUUGACCUUCUUAAGACCUCUGAGAUGAGGAAAGUAAUCAGAAGCUAUAACAAGAUGGCAGCUGUUCUCCUUGAGUACGAGCUGCUAUACCACCGGGGCUGGAGCCAAGCCGCAGAGAAAGGCCGUCACAGCCUCAACGCAUCCCUGCUUGUUAGAGACCCAGAAACAAAGGAAAUAUAUGUCAACAUCGACCCCCUGGUCCUGGAGGUACUGCAUGAGUCUAAGUGCAUUCAUAAGCUCGGCAUCGCAGUUCCCACCGUGAUCCUGAGUAUGUGUGCCAAAGAGGUUGAGCUAAAAGCCCAGCAAAACAGCCUACAGGAAAUGCUGGAGGACUUUAAUGCAACCCUAUCUGGGAUCCCUCCACUCAUCCUGCCCCUGAUGCAGCCGUUCAUCAGCCGCGUGGAGAGUUCUCUCUCCCCAGGGCUUACGACACUCUCCUGGGCAUCACUCAACACCGACAGAUUUAUAGAAAAUGUGUAUGGAGUACUCAGAGAACUGGAGGUGGUGGCAAAGGUUGCCAUGGAUACUCUGGAGUGUCGCAUUGAGAGGGUUCUACAGGCCAUGUCGUCCACUGCCCUGCUGGUGCUGCCUGAGGACACGCCUGUUUCACCCCAGGCUUUUCAGAGCCAGGCUGAGGACACCGUGAGGUCGGCUGGUCAGAAACUCAAAAUCCAAAGUAAGCAAGUAGAGAUUUCUAUGAAUGAGAUGAUCGAGGAUCUCAAGAAGAGGAUGACGCCUGCUGAAGCCGUCAACCUUGAGGGAUCCUUCCAGUGUCUACACCCGGAUGCUAAACAGAAGACACGUUGCCAAGCUUGUCUACCCUGUUGUUUUUACAACCUGAUGGCCCAGUUGUGUCAGAGGAACACAGAGGCCCUGGUCAAAGCUACAAGGUCGUCCCUUGAUUCUUUGAGGCGAAGACUGCAUGUGGCUAGUACCAAGUACCAGUCUUCAUCGUACCUGAGCCGACCUCAGGUCCAGGUUCCUCUCUUCAAGGCUUCUAUUGAGCUGGCCAUUCCCAACAUUGUCCUCAGGCCCAGUCUGGAGGACAUCCAGAGUACUGUCAACAAAGUUGUUGGCAUCGUGCUCUCAGUGGCUAAAGGCAUCCCACUAUGGAGAUAUUCCAGUCUCCAUCACAAGCAACUUCAGGCUGAGCAAGCUGCUGUGAGGGAGGCUGGAGACGAGGGCCUGCUGACCAAGCAGCUGGUCCUGAAAUCCCUCGACCGCCAGCUGGUCGAGCACAAGGACAUCACCAAGGCUGUCAUCCAGCUGAGCUCCAUGGUGUCCUCUCUCAGGACUGAGGCUGGAGACGUGCUGCAGGACUUCCAUCACUUCUCCACCCUGUGGAAUCAGGACCCUGAGGAACAGGUUAAAUUGUUCCUGGAGACCAGUCCAUCUCUCCCAGAGUUCAGCACUCAAAUUGCCUUGUACUCUAAACAGGAGGCUCAGAUUGAAGACUUGCCAGCUUCCUGCACCGUGGGUUCCGUUCUGUUCCACACCGACCACCUCAAGCUCUCCCUGAUCCAGGAGUGCCGUACCUGGAAACUAGCAUUCGGAGCCACGCUGAACAGCCAGGCCUCAGCCAACAUGGCCAACAUCUACUCAUUCAUAGACGGCCUGACCAAGCGGCUGCAGAGGCCUAUUGAAGACCUGGAGGACGUUAGGGCAGCCAUGGCCGCUCUUCGAGAGGUCAGGGAGGCAGAGAUCCAGAUGGACGCCACGAUUGGCCCAGUGGAGGAGUCGUUUGCCUUGCUCAACCGGCACGAAUUAGUCUUCCGUGACGGGAACGCGGAAAAGGUUGACGGACUGAUGUACGCCUGGAGGAACCUCACUGCGCUGGUAAUGCAAACUCAGAACACCCUGGUGAGGAUUCAGCCUGCCAUGAAAGCAGACCUACUUUCCGGGGUGAAGGACUUCCAAAGAUCUGUCCAGACCUACUACUCUGAUUAUGAAAAUAGUGGCCCUGGAGUUGAGGGGUUGAGCCCAAAUGAAGCCAGCGACAGACUGCAGAUCUUCCAGGCCCAGUUCGAUGAGCUGUGGAGGAAGUAUAUCACCUUCUCAGGAGGGGAGGAACUAUUUGGCCUCAAAGUUAACGAAUAUCAAGAUCUUCAGAGAAUUAAAAGAGAUCUGGGUCUUUUGUCGAAACUUUACACUCUCUACAACUCAGUCACUGAAAGUGUCUCUGGUUACUAUGACAUCCAGUGGGUUGACCUGAACAUAGAUAAGGUCAACAAUGAACUGCAGGAUUUCCAGAACAGAAUCCGGAAACUUCCCAAGGCAUUGAAAGAGUGGCAGGCCUUUUGUGACCUGAAGAAGACAAUCGAUGACUUCAAUGAGACGUGUCCGCUACUUCACAUGAUGGCUAACAAGGCCAUGAUGCCCAGGCAUUGGAGUCGCCUGAGCGAUCUCACAGGUCACAGUUUCGAGGUGACAUCUGAGAACUUUACCCUCAGAAACAUCAUGGAGGCACCGCUGCUCAAAUACAAAGAAGAUAUUGAGGAUGUGUGCAUCAGCGCUGUGAAGGAGAUGGACAUUGAGGCCAAACUGAAAGACGUGGUGGCAGAGUGGAGCAGCCACACGCUCACCUUCGCCUCCUUCAGGAACCGAGGCGAACUGCUGCUGAAGGGUUCUGACACCGCAGAGAAGGUGGCUCUCAUGGAGGACAGUCUGAUGGUGCUGGCCUCACUCAUGAGCAACAGGUACAAUGCACCGUUCAAGCCUUCAAUCCAGCAGUGGGUCCAGAAGCUGUCCAACACGACAGAGGUUAUUGAGAAGUGGCUCACAGUUCAGAAUCUUUGGAUCUACCUGGAGGCCGUGUUUGUUGGAGGGGACAUUGCAAAGCAGCUGCCUCAGGAGGCCAAGAGGUUCCAGAACAUCGACAAGUCCUGGCAGAAGAUAAUGCAGCGUGCUCAUGAGGUGCCCGGUGUGGUUCAGUGCUGUGUGGGAGAGGAGACACUCAGUCAACUUCUGCCUCAUCUCCUGGAGCAGCUGGAGGUGUGUCAGAAGUCCCUGAGCGGCUAUCUGGAGAAGAAGAGGCUGGUGUUUCCACGCUUCUUUUUUGUCUCUGACCCCGCUUUACUGGAGAUCCUUGGCCAGGCCUCAGACUCACACACUAUACAGGCUCACCUGCUGAGUCUCUUUGACAAUGUGAACCGUGUCGUUUUCCAUGAGAAGAACUAUGAUCAGAUCCUCAGCAUCCAGUCCCAGGAGGGAGAGACUGUAGAUUUGGCUGAACCAAUUUUAGCUCAGGGAAAUGUGGAAGCCUGGCUGGGUCUUUUGCUGGACGGAGUGAGGAAGACCAUCCAUGGCAUUAUCCGGCAGGCUCACAUGUCCAUCAGUGACACCGGGCUGAAACUGGUAGAGUUCCAGUCAGUCUUCCCAGCUCAGGUGGGACUGCUGGGCAUCCAGAUGAUCUGGACCCGGGAUGCGGAGGAAGCCCUUGGUCUCAGCAAGGGGGACAAAAAGGUCAUGCAAACUACAAAUCAAAAGUUCAUGGAUAUCCUGAAUGAGUUGAUUGAUAUGACUACCAGAGAUCUGACCAGGAACGAACGCACCAAGUAUGAAACUCUCAUCACCAUCCAUGUCCACCAGAAAGACAUAUUUGACGACCUGGUGCGGAUGAACAUCCGAUCUACGUCCGACUUUGAGUGGCAGAAACAAUCCCGCUUCUACUUCAUCGAGGACACGGAUCGAUGUGUCAUUCAGAUCACUGAUGUUGAGUUUGGCUACUGCAAUGAGUACCUGGGCUGUACCGACCGAUUGGUCAUCACUCCUCUCACUGACAGGUGUUACAUCACCUUGUCCCAGGCCCUGGGGAUGAGUAUGGGCGGCGCCCCAGCAGGGCCGGCAGGGACAGGCAAGACUGAGACCACCAAGGACAUGGGCCGCUGCCUGGGGAAAUAUGUGGUGGUCUUCAACUGCUCUGACCAGAUGGACUACAGAGGCCUAGGGCGCAUCUAUAAAGGUUUGGCUCAGUCAGGUGCGUGGGGCUGCUUCGAUGAGUUCAACCGCAUCGAGCUUCCUGUCCUGUCAGUGGCCGCCCAGCAGAUCUACAUAGUGUUGCAGUGUAAAAAGAACAAGAAGACACAGUUCAUCUUCACAGAUGGGGACUUGGUUGAAAUGGACAGAGAGUUUGGCAUCUUCCUGACCAUGAACCCUGGGUAUGCUGGGCGUCAGGAGCUGCCGGAGAACCUGAAGAUACAGUUCCGUACGGUGGCCAUGAUGGUUCCGGACAGGGCCAUCAUCAUGAGAGUAAAGCUAGCCAGUGCUGGUUUCCGUGACAACCAGGUCCUCAGCCGCAAGUUUUACACUCUGUACAAGCUGUGUGAAGAACAGCUCUCCAAGCAGGUCCACUAUGACUUUGGGCUAAGGAAUAUCUUGUCAGUUUUGAGAACACUGGGUUCAGUGAAGAGGUCCAACCCCACUGAGCCAGAGAAAACUGUGGUGAUGCGGGUCCUGCGCGACAUGAACCUCUCCAAACUGGUUGAUGAGGACGAGCCUCUGUUCAUGAGCCUGAUCAACGAUCUGUUCCCUGGGAUUAUCUUGGACAAGGCAGGCUACCCCGACCUGGAGGCUGCCAUUCACACCCAGACCCAGCGGGCUGGCCUCAUCCCCCACCAGCCCUGGGUCCUCAAACUGGUGCAGCUGUAUGAGACCCAGCUGGUUCGCCACGGGAUGAUGACACUAGGACCCAGCGGAGCAGGGAAGACCACCUGCAUCCACACCCUGAUGAGAGCCAUGUCGGACUGUGGCACACCGCACAGGGAGAUGAGGAUGAACCCCAAAGCCAUCACUGCCUCCCAGAUGUUUGGCACCCUGGAUGUGGCCACAAAUGACUGGACCGACGGGGUCUUCUCAACCCUUUGGAGGAAGACUCUUAAAGCAAAGAAGGGGGAACACAUUUGGAUUGUGCUGGAUGGCCCUGUGGACGCCAUCUGGAUCGAGAACCUUAACUCGGUCCUAGAUGACAACAAAACACUGACCCUCGCAAACGGUGACCGCAUUCCCAUGGCGCCUAACUGCAAGGUGGUGUUUGAGCCCCAUAACAUUGACAACGCCUCCCCGGCCACAGUGUCCCGCAACGGCAUGGUGUUCAUGAGCUCCUCGGUGCUGGACUGGAAGCCCAUCCUCCAGGCGUGGCUCCAGAAGGUGCCACGGCAGCAGGCAGAGGUUCUCUUGGUCUGCUUCCAUAGUGUCUUCCAGGAUUUGAUCAACUUUGUCUUCACUGCUGUGGCACCCAAAAUGCCCAUCCUGGAGUGUAUGUACAUCAAGCAGACCAUUGACCUUCUGCAGGGUCUACUUCCUGCGGUGGAGGAGAAGCAGGCUCAGGGGGAUGUAUCACGGCUCUUUGUGUUUGCUGUCAUGUGGUCAGUGGGGGCUCUGCUGGAGCUGGAGGACAGAGCCAAGAUGGAGGCCUUCUUACAGGCCCACCCGGCCAAUCUGGACCUGCCCCAGACCCAUGGAGAACAGACUAUCUUUGAGUUCGUGGUUAAUGAACGUGGCCAAUGGGAGCACUGGUCAAAGAAGGUGCCUGAGUACAAGUAUCCCACAGACUCUGUCCCUGACUACUCGUCCAUCCUGGUGCCCAACGUGGACAACGUGAGGACAGACUUCCUGAUGCAGACCAUUAUCAAACAGGGCAAAGCUGUGUUGCUCAUAGGGGAACAGGGCACUGCCAAGACUGUCAUGAUCAAGGGCUAUACCAAUAAGUCUGAUCCUGAAACUCAGCUGAGCAAGAGCUUGAACUUCUCCUCGGCUACCCUGCCUAGUAUGUUCCAGAGGACCAUAGAGAGCUACAUUGACAAGAGGAUGGGCUCCACGUAUGGGCCGCCAGCAGGAAAGAAGAUGACUGUCUUUGUCGAUGACAUCAACAUGCCCGUCAUCAAUGAGUGGGGUGACCAGAUAACCAAUGAGAUAGUGCGCCAGCUGAUGGAGCAGGGGGGCUUCUACAGUCUGGAAAGGCCCGGGGAGUACACGAGCGUGGUAGACAUCCAGCUGGUGGCAGCCAUGAUCCACCCGGGAGGCGGCCGCAACGACAUUCCCCAACGUCUCAAGAGGCAGUUCAGCAUCUUCAAUUGUACACUGCCCUCCAACUCCUCCAUCGACAAGAUCUUCCGCACUGUGGCGCAGGGCUACUUCUGCCCUGAGAGGGGCUUCCCGGAAGAGGUUUGCACCCUAGCCGGUGCCAUGGUUCCCACAACAAGAAGAGUGUGGCAAGCUGUCAAAGCCAAGAUGUUACCUUCCCCAGCCAAGUUCCAUUACAUCUUCAACCUGCGGGAUCUCAGUCGGAUCUGGCAAGGUAUUCUCACAGUUAGGGCCGAGGUGUGCCAGGCCCCUGAUGUGCUGGCAUCUCUCUUCCACCACGAAUGCACCCGGGUCAUCGCUGACCGUUUUGUAGACCACAAGGACAGACAGAGCUUUGAGAGCAUGCUGGAGAAGGUCACUGUGGAGGAGCAUGGAGCAGACAUGAUCAUGCACCCUAAGUGGGAGUCCUACUUUGUGGACUUCCUGAGGGACGCCCCUGAGACUACAGGGGAUGAACCAGAGAACAUCGAGCUUGAGGCCCCUAAGAUCUAUGAGCCAAUCUCAUCUUUCCAGGCCCUGUCAGAACGACUGGCCACAUUUCAGUUACAGUACAACGAGGCAGUCAGAGGCAACGCCAUGGAUCUGGUCUUUUUCACGGACGCCAUGAUACACCUGAUGAAAAUCAGCAGGAUUCUCCGGACCCCUCAGGGGAAUGCCCUACUGGUGGGGGUGGGGGGCUCUGGAAAGCAGAGCCUUACCCGCUUGGCCUCCUUCAUUGCUUGCUACCAGAGCUUUCAGAUCACCCUGACCAGAACAUACAACACCAGUAACCUUAUGGAGGACCUAAAGUCUCUGUACCGCAUUGCCGGGCAGCAGGGCAAAGGUGUAACCUUCAUCUUCACCGACAACGACAUUAAGGAGGAGUCUUUCCUGGAGUACAUGAACAACGUGCUGGCCUCCGGUGAGGUCUCAAACCUGUUUGCCCGUGAUGAAGUAGAUGAAAUCACCCAGGAUCUCAUCCCUGCAAUGAAACGAGAGCACCCCCGCAGGCCUCCCACCGCCGAGAGCCUCUACGACUACUUCCUGUCAAGAGUGAGGAGCAACCUGCAUGUGGUGUUGUGCUUCUCUCCGGUGGGAGAGAAGUUCCGCACGCGAGCCCUGAAGUUCCCAGGCCUGAUAUCAGGUUGUACCAUUGACUGGUUCCAGCGUUGGCCUCGGGACGCGCUAGUGGCAGUUGCGCAUCACUUCCUUUCCCAGCAUGCCUUCCAGUGCUCAGACGAGGUCAAGCAGAGUGUGGUCCAGUCCAUGGGGACCUUUCAGGACCUGGUGGCUGAGAAGUGCACAGAGUACUUUGAACGCUUUCGCCGCCAGACCUACGUCACGCCCAAGUCCUACCUGUCCUUCAUCGACGGAUACAAGAUCAUCUACUCAGAGAAGAUUGCUCAUGUUGGCAUGCUGGCUGAGCGCAUGAAAACAGGCUUGGCCAAGCUAAAGGAGGCAGAGCAGUCGGUGAGUCAGCUGUCCAAAGAGCUGGCUGUUAAGGAGCAGGAGCUGUUGGUGGCCUCCAAGAAGGCUGACGGUGUCCUGCAGGAGGUAACGGUCAAGGCCCAGGCGGCCGAAAAGGUCAAGACGCAGGUGCAGAAGGUGAAAGACAAGGCUCAGGCCAUCGUGAACGAGAUUGAAGCCGAUAAGAAAGUGGCCGAGAGGAAGUUGGAGGCGGCCAAGCCCGCUCUAGCAGCUGCUGAGGCUGCAUUACAGACCAUCAAGCCCGCGGACAUCGCCACGGUGAGGAAGCUGGGCAAACCUCCUCACCUGAUCAUGCGCAUCAUGGACGCGGUGCUGCUGCUCUUCCAGCGCCGCGUGGACCCGGUCACCCAGGACCCAGAGCGGCCGUGCCCCCGCCCAUCUUGGAGUGAGGCCCUGAAACUCAUGCAGCAGUCCGGCUUCCUCAGCAUGCUGCUCAACUUCAGCAAGGACUCCAUCACAGAGGAGGUGGUGGAGCUGUUGGCGCCGUAUUUAGACAUGGAAGACUACAACCUAGACUCAGCCAAGAGGAUCUGUGGCAACGUGGCUGGACUCUGCUCCUGGACGGAAGCUAUGAAGGACUUCUUUUCAAUUAACAAAGAAGUCCUACCUUUGAAGGCCAACCUCACCCUGCAGGAGGCCCGUCUUGGUGUGGCCCAGGGAGAGCUGUCCCGUGCCCAGGAGCAGCUGGAUGCUAAGCAGCGGGAGCUGGACGAGGUGCAGGCGCUCUAUGACGCCGCCAUGAGGGAGAAGCAGACCCUAAUGGACGACGCCACGGCGUGCAGGCGCAAGAUGGCCAACGCCACCGCGCUCAUCAAUGGACUUGGCGGGGAGAAGAUUCGCUGGACCGAGAGCAGCGCCCUGUUCCAGACUCAGAUCAGACACCUGGUCGGGGACGUGUUGCUGGCCACUGGCUUCCUUUCGUAUGCUGGCCCCUUUAACCAGGAGUACCGCAACCUGCUGCUGACACUGUGGAGGAAGGAGAUGAGCAGCCACCAGAUCCCCUACAGUGAUGACCUGAAUGUCAUCAGCAUGCUUGUGGACAACACCACAGUUGGGGAGUGGAGCCUGCAGGGCCUGCCCAACGACGACCUGUCCAUUCAGAAUGGCAUUAUCGUCACCAAGGCCUCACGCUACCCCCUUCUCAUUGACCCGCAAGGCCAGGGAAAGAUCUGGAUCAAGAACCGUGAGAAGGACAGGGAGCUUCAAGUGACCUCCCUGAACCACAAAUACUUCCGCUCCCACCUGGAGGACGGCAUGUCUCUGGGGCGCCCCCUACUGAUCGAGGAUGUAGGGGAGGACCUUGACCCUGCUCUGGACAACAUCCUGGAGAAGAACUUCAUCAAGUCUGGCUCCACAUAUAAAGUGAAGGUGGGGGAUAAAGAGGUGGAUGUGAUGAAGGGCUUUACCCUUUAUAUCACCACUAAACUGGCAAACCCAGCCUACACCCCUGAGAUCAGUGCUAAGACAGCUGUGGUGGACUUCACUGUCACCCUCAAAGGCCUGGAGGACCAGCUCCUUGGCCGCGUCAUUCAGAUAGAGAAACAGGAGCUGGAGUCGGAGCGCGUGAAGCUCAUGGAGGAAGUGACGUCCAAUAAGCGGAAGAUGCAGGAGCUGGAGGAUAACCUGCUGUACAGGCUGACCAGCACGCAGGGGUCUCUGGUGGAGGACGAGUCCCUCAUAGAGGUCUUGAGAGUAACCAAGGCCACUGCAGAGGAGGUCAGUGAGAAGUUAACAGUGGCAGCCGAGACCGAGAUGAAGAUCAACUUGGCCAGGGAGGAGUACCGCCCGGUGGCCACACGGGGCAGUAUCCUAUACUUUCUCAUCGUGGAGAUGAGUCUAGUCAACAUCAUGUACCAGACCUCCUUGCGCCAGUUCCUGGGCAUCUUUGAUUCGUCCAUGGAGAAAUCCACCAAGUCCCAGAUCACCUCCAAGAGGAUCCUCAGCAUCAUUGAUUUUCUUACCAACCAGGCAUUUCGAUAUACAGCCAGGGGCCUGUAUGAGAAUCACAAGUUCCUCUUCACCCUGCUCUUGGCCCUAAAGAUUGACUUACAGGCCAAGAACAUCUCACACAGCGACUUUCAGACUUUCAUCAAAGGCGGCGCAGCUCUGGACCUGAACUCUGUGGAGGCCAAGCCCAGACGCUGGAUCCUGGAUGUGACUUGGCUCAACCUGGUCCAGUUGUCCAGUGUGCACCCCUUCAGCCAGCUCCCGAAUCAGGUCGCCCACAAUGAUCGCCCCUGGAGGGCUUGGUUUGACCAGCCCGCCCCAGAGGAAGCCCCCGUGCCCGAUGGGUAUGACAACACGCUGGACACCUUCAGGAAGUUGCUGUUGAUCCGGAGCUGGUGCCCGGACCGUACCAUUGCACAGGCACGGCAUUACAUAGCUGAGUCGCUUGGACCCACAUACGCUGAAGGUGUCAUUCUGGACCUGGAGUCCAUGUGGUUAGAAAGCAACAAGAGGACUCCCAUGGUGUGCUUUCUGUCUAUGGGUUCAGAUCCCACAGAGAACAUAGAGCGCCUGGCAAAAGCAAAGGGCGUCCCAUGCAGACCCAUCUCCAUGGGACAGGGCCAAGAAGUGCACGCUCGCAGGUUACUGGCCAACUGUAUGUCUGAUGGGGGCUGGCUCCUACUCCAGAACUGCCACCUGGGCCUGGACUUCCUUGAUGAGCUCCUGGAGUCGGUCACCAACACAGAGAAUAUCCACGAUGGCUGUAGGGUUUGGCUGACCACCGAGGUCCAUCCCAAGUUCCCCAUUAACUUCCUGCAGUCUUCCAUCAAAUUCACCAAUGAGCCUCCUCAAGGCAUGAAAGCAGGGUUGAAAAGGACUUACAAUGGUGUGACUCAGGAUAUGCUAGAGAUCACUAACCUGCCACAGUGGAGACCCCUCUUAUAUGCAGUGGCCUUCCUCCACACCGUUGUUCAGGAGAGGCGUAAGUUUGGACCUCUGGGCUGGAACAUUCCUUACGAGUUCAACCAGGCAGACUUUACCUCCAGCAUGCAGUUUGUCCAGAACCACUUGGACGACUUGGACGUGAAGCGUGGGGUCAACUGGAGCUGCCUGCGCUACAUGCUGGGCGAGGUCCAAUAUGGCGGCCGCGUCACCGACGACCUGGACAAACACCUCCUUAACACGUUCACCCGGGUGUGGUUCAGCGAAGGCAUGUUCACAGACAAGUUCUGCUUCUACAGGGGUUACAGUAUACCCAAAGCAAAGACUGUGGCGGAGUACCUGCAGCACAUUGACACCCUGCCGCUGGUCGAUUCGCCUGAGGUAUUUGGUCUUCAUUCUAACGCUGACAUAACCUACCAGACAAACAUGGCCAAUGAGACCCUGAGCACCAUUAUCAACAUCCAACCCAAGGACAGCGGGGGAGGGGGAGGGGAGACCAGAGAGGCCACAGUGUUGAAGCUGGCCAAUGAGAUGCUGGACAAAUUGCCACCUGACUAUGUUCCACAUGAGGUCAAAGCUCAUCUUCAGAAAAUGGGCCUUUUCCAGCCCAUGAACAUCUUUCUGCGACAGGAACUUGACCGCAUGCAGCGAAUCAUUGGCUGUGUACGAAGCACUCUCACUGAUCUAAAACUGGCCAUUGAUGGGACUAUUAUCAUGUCGGAAGAUUUGAGGGAUGCCCUGGACAGCAUGUACGAUGCUCGCAUCCCAAAGCUCUGGCAGAAGAUCAGCUGGGACUCCGCCACUCUGGGCUUCUGGUUCACAGAACUGCUGGAGAGGAAUCAACAGUUCCAUACCUGGAUUUCCAGUGGACGACCCCACCAGUUCUGGCUGACAGGCUUCUUCAACCCACAGGGCUUUCUGACUGCCAUGAGACAAGAGACCACCAGGAUGAAUCUGGCCAAAGGAUGGGCCUUGGACACUGUGGUCCUCCACAACGAUGUCACCCGGAUGAUGCGAGAAGACAUUACAUCCCCACCGCCGGAGGACAUGGGCGGAGUCUACGUGUAUGGGCUCUUUCUGGACGGAGCCGGGUGGGACAGACGAAACUCCAAACUCACAGAAUCCCCUCCAAAGGUCCUCUUCACCCCACUCCCUGUGGUCCACAUCUAUGCCAUCAGCACACUGGCUGCUGAUGCCAAACGCCAGCUAGCGAUAAGCCUGUACCCCUGUCCUGUGUAUAAGAAACCUCGACGCACAGAUCUUACGUUCAUCCACACCCUGCUGCUGCGGGCAUCCCAGUCCCCGGAUCACUGGACCCUGAGGGGAGUGGCUCUGCUUUGUGACUGCAAAUAAAUGGAAAUCUAUGAUGUAGACAUUUUAGUGUGUGUGUGUGUGUGUGUGUGUGUGUGUGUGUGUGUGUGAGCGUGCUUGUGUUGCAUUUCAGUGUAAUAGUUUCAACCACAUAGUUAAUAUCAUAGUGAUAAUGACAUCUAUAUCUAAAGUGAUUUUUUGGAAUGACUUCUUUGUACUACAAACUCAAUUAUCUUUCAAUAAUACUUGCGUUUCAUACAUCCAUAUUAGAAUAUUAAUCAUUUUAUUAAAACAUAUUUCAAAAAUGACUGGAGGAUGGAAACAAUGCAGUGAUAAUAUACACAUUUCUGUUUUAAAGUAACUCAUCCUGACAUCCUGCUGUAAAGCCUGUUAAAGUGCAGUAGAAAAUAGUUUAUCCUUU
Esox lucius (northern pike) is the source of this 14562-nucleotide messenger RNA. It is a transcript of the gene dnah5l, whose product is annotated as dynein, axonemal, heavy chain 5 like. NCBI's taxonomy places the organism in Eukaryota, Metazoa, Chordata, Actinopteri, Esociformes, Esocidae. Gene Ontology annotation, biological process: microtubule-based movement. Gene Ontology annotation, molecular function: dynein intermediate chain binding; dynein light intermediate chain binding; ATP binding. Gene Ontology annotation, cellular component: dynein complex. The transcript has 77 exons. The coding region runs from base 96 to 14183 and encodes 4695 amino acids. The record is from RefSeq and is a predicted model, not a curated record.